AUGCAGGCCACCUUAGAUCAAAUCACCGACAUUUUCAGUGGCAUUACUGGGCGACAAAGCCCAAAAGUUAAGAGAUAUCUCGAUGGACUUACUUAUACUUCAGUAUACGAAAGCCUUGACAAGCUGCUCUCGUGGCAGCGACGAGGGGGCCUAGACAUGAGUGCAGUUUUCGAUACACAUUGCUUUACCAGCCCAAAUCAGCGACCUUGCUGGAAUGAAGAAUCGUUCAGAAAGCACGUCCGAUGUUCUUUUCCCGAGUCCGUAAUCCCAGACUUCACAGUCCGGCUCCUCUGGCGCAGCUUCGCCUACUACGCCUACCACCCCUUCCCAGGCCUCGAACAAGACGUUGACUUCGCAGCUUUUACACGGGCUAUAUUUUUCCUCGUCUAUCAAUGUGAUGAGUUGUUCGGAACGCAAGAAUUCGCUACCUCUGACAUGUUUUUUCUGCAUACGCCAUGGCGAUCUGAGGGAGGGGCAGAUUGGCGGCGGAUUCGCAUAGAACGACUUCUGAGAAGCAUCGACACGCCAUGCAGCAACGAUAUAGAAUUAAAUAGGAAUAAGACAGAGCCGAUUUUGCUUGACGCGAUGGACGUCCUGUGCGUUGUUAGUCCUGAGUUUAUUCAUUUUGGUCUUACGCCGGAACAGCUUGAAAUUGUGGCGAGACGGUUGCUCAAUGGAGCAAUGGUGCAGACGGAACUUACGAAGGGUAAUUUGGAGACUCUAAAGAGACUUUUGGAGAGGGUUGUGGUGAGAGAGGAAACGUGGGGGUUGUUUGGGAAGAAGUAUUGUUACGGUGAUAUUGCGGCAUGUGGCUCAAAAGACUCGAGCCAUCAGCGAGCGGACGAGUACUUAUUUCAAAGCGAUAUCAAAGAGCCGAUUUCAAUCGAAAACGCUAUUACGGGUCUGAACAUGCCGGACCUUGACUCGCGAUACUAUCAACUUUGGGCUAUUUUAUUCCAGCCUCCUAUGUUCGCCUCAGGAAAUGAAUCUACUCAAACGAUGGGAAAUACAAUAAUUGAGGCAGACGACAAGAAUAGAAUGGAAACGGAGAAGCAUCGAGGAUCCGUAGGUCUGAACCCUGAGGAUGGCGCUAGAGUCCUGAGCAAUGAUUUGAAAAAGCGAAUCCAGGGAUUUGGCUCUUUUUAG
Molecule: messenger RNA, 1146 nt
Organism: Cadophora gregata
Lineage: Eukaryota; Fungi; Ascomycota; Leotiomycetes; Helotiales; Ploettnerulaceae
Exons: 4
Coding region: 1-1146 (381 amino acids)
Source: RefSeq, a predicted model, not a curated record